UUCUUCAGACACCAGACGACACGGCCACUUCAAAGGUCUGAAGCUCAUCACCUUCAAAUUCUCCAACAAAAUGGUGGAAAACGAGGUGGACGCGGCAGUCCUGAACAUCCACGUCCAAGAGUUGCAGACACACAACUCCACCAUAGAUACGACGGAGGAUCAUUUCACCAUAAACAUCCAACCUAGUAGAGUAACUAAAAAUCACAAUAACAACAAAGCAGCCGUGCCAUACGGCCCAGAAAAUUCAGUGAAGAUGUCCAGAAAAGAACUGAAGAUGGGGAAGUGGUUGAAGUUAGAUGUGACGAGUAUGGUGGCGGAGUUUUUUAGGUUGCCACGGGAACAGGGGUUAGAGAUAGUAGUGAGAGUACAAGACUCGAAUAAUAAGAUGAGCUUGGUUGUACCGCAUCCGAGCGCCGAAUCAAAUAAUGCUUUGAUGCCAUAUAUAGAAGUAAGUCUAAAGGACAAUUCACAUAAGAGGAUAAGGCGAAAUAUCGGCAUGGAUUGCAACGAAAACUCCAAAGAGGCGAGAUGCUGCCGUUACCCCCUAGUAGUUAACUUUGAAGAGUUCGGUUGGGACUGGAUCAUAGCCCCAAAACAGUACGACGCGAACUACUGUAGUGGAGAGUGUCCCUACAGUUUCCUGCAGAAGUACCCUCACACACAUUUAGUGCAUUUAGCAGCGCCGCAAGGAAGUGGAGGUCCUUGCUGUGCCCCGAGAAGGAUGUCGAGUAUCUCGAUGCUGUACUUCGAUCAUGAUUUGAACAUCAUCUACGGCACGAUCCCGGGCAUGGUGGUGGAGAGCUGUGGAUGUUCAUAGCGACAGUUGCCUGCCUAGUCUAAGACUCCAAGCGAACAGUCCAGUGUUUGUCCUUUCAUUUGUUUUCUCAAAAUUGUCACUCCGUUCAUUAAAACUUGUUUAAUG
Messenger RNA from Cydia strobilella, 922 nucleotides. It is a transcript of the gene myo, whose product is annotated as growth/differentiation factor 8-like. Gene Ontology annotation, cellular component: extracellular region. NCBI's taxonomy places the organism in Eukaryota, Metazoa, Arthropoda, Insecta, Lepidoptera, Tortricidae. The coding region runs from base 71 to 817 and encodes 248 amino acids. The record is from RefSeq and is a predicted model, not a curated record. Gene Ontology annotation, molecular function: growth factor activity; cytokine activity. The transcript has 2 exons.